Messenger RNA from Culicoides brevitarsis, 1824 nucleotides. It is a transcript of the gene CAH1, whose product is annotated as carbonic anhydrase 1. The transcript is spliced from 3 exons. Lineage: Eukaryota; Metazoa; Arthropoda; Insecta; Diptera; Ceratopogonidae. Bases 374 to 1183 code for a protein of 269 amino acids. Gene Ontology annotation, molecular function: carbonate dehydratase activity; zinc ion binding. The record is from RefSeq and is a predicted model, not a curated record.
UUCAACGAAACCAGACGCUUUUUGUUCCUUCGCGUUCGUUUCUCGUCCGACAUCGUCGAUCAUAAAGUCAUAAAAUUGAACAUCGUUCGGCCGUACAUGCACAUGAUAAGAGAAAAUACGGCUUUUUUUGUUGUUUAUUGCUGUUUAUUUACUAUUAAAACACUGAAAAUAAACCAAGGAACGCAACUUCAGUGAACAAGUGUGCAACAACUUGAACUGUUGCGUUUUCGGCACGUGAUUGAAACAAGAAAAAAUUCUCAUUGAGCAAAAAUAAGAAAAAAAAGUCAGGAAAUAAAAUAAUUUCGGUGACACAAAAAUAAACAAAGUAGGCGAUUCAUCAAUAAAUUAUUUACAAACAAUUAUCAGUGUCAUAAUGAGUACAAGUUGGGGAUAUUCAGCGGAAAACGGUCCCGCAGUUUGGGGCAAACUUUUUCCCUUGGCCAACGGAAAUCGCCAAUCUCCGGUAAAUAUCGAAACGAAAAGCAACAUUCAAAAAACGGGAAAUUUCUCGCCUUUACAAUUCAAAUAUGUGCCGGAAAAUACGCGGAGUUUGGUAAAUCCCGGUUACUGUUGGCGUGUCGAUGUAAAUGGAGAAGGAUCUCAACUCACGGGAGGUCCCUUGAACAGCGACACCUUUGUGCUCGAACAAUUUCACUCACAUUGGGGAUGCUCGAAUGAACGUGGCUCGGAACAUACUGUAGAUGGCGUCUCGUAUGCCGGCGAACUUCAUCUUGUGCACUGGGACAAAUCCAAGUACAGUUCAUUCGCCGAAGCUGCUGGUCAACCUGAUGGUCUUGCGGUUUUGGGAGUUUUCUUGAAGGUUGGCAAGCAUCACGAGGAAAUGGACAAGAUUGCACAACUUUUGCCCUUUAUUACGCACAAAGGAGAUCGCAUCACGUUGCCUCAUGCCAUCGAUCCCGCCAAAUUGCUUCCAAAGGACACCAAUUAUUGGACAUAUUUGGGUUCGUUGACGACACCGCCUUUCUACGAAUCUGUCAUCUGGAUUGUCUUCAAGGACCCCAUUGAGGUGUCGGAGGAACAAAUUGCGCUUUUCCGACAACUCAAGUGCCACGAUGUGCAUGAGGAGAGUCCGUAUGAUGCGCUCGGCGGACAUGUCAUCAACAACUUUCGCCCGCCACUUCCCUUGGGUAAUCGCACGUUGCGCGAGAGUGGCGGUCACUAACACGGCAUUUAAAUGUUCUGUAAACAACCGUAAAUUGAUAUCACACAAAAUUUAUGCACUUUAGUGUUAGUCAAGCACAAAUAAUUCGCAAUAUAGAAAAAAACAUUAAUAACAAUUAAAAUUUAAUGAAUUUGUACUACUUUAACGAUACAAACAGUAUUUACAGAGGAUCAUUUAGAACAAAAAAAAGCAAAAUAUUAAAAAUAACCUACAAGUGUCAAUUAUUAAAAUGAAAAAAAUAUAUAACUUACCUGAUAGAGGAGAUACCUAUAAAUGUUAAAUAAUUUGUAACAAUCGUAAAAGUCUGGUAACAACAAGUGCCUGUUUGUAUAAAAAAGAAACAAAAAAUUCAUUGGUUAUUGUAUACUAACUGUAUAAAUAUUUUUUGAAUUACAACUUGAGCGAAUAAUUAAUUAAUUAAUAAGAGUUUAUAAGAAAAGAGAAAGAAAGAUAUUUUUGUUAUAUAGAUUUUUAUUCACAGAGAGAAAUAUUUUAUUAUUAAAUAAACGAAGGAAAAAAGGAUUGUAGCUUUAUACAAUUUCUAAGAAACAAAAUAAAAACUAAAGGAAGUAAUGUAGACAUAUUUUGGUGCAAAAAAGCAAAACAAAUAAAAUUGAAAUUGUUUAAAAGUGGAAUUUUAA